Salvia splendens (bonfire salvia) is the source of this 991-nucleotide messenger RNA. RefSeq lists its product as uncharacterized. The transcript is spliced from 4 exons. Bases 307 to 840 code for a protein of 177 amino acids. Lineage: Eukaryota; Viridiplantae; Streptophyta; Magnoliopsida; Lamiales; Lamiaceae. The record is from RefSeq and is a predicted model, not a curated record.
UUUACAUUUAAUGGGGUGACCGUCACAGUGCCACCUCAAUCUCCAGAUAUCCGACGCCUCCACACCACUAACCUCCCACCUUAACUUCUGACCACAAAAAUGGCGCCACAGCGCAAAAUAGCCAUCCACAUCCGGCUUUUUCUACCAUGCGCCAGUGGUGCGACCCCAACUUUCAGAACCCUGCGUCGCUUUUCGUCCCAUUCUUUCGCUUCUGUAGCAAUAUUCAUAUUUUCACCUAAUCAUUACAUGAUCACGGAUAAACUCAUCUCUCUUGAAAUUUUAAUUUUGAUUUUUCCGUAAUUUGUAAUGGCUUGCAUUCAGCUGUUAAAACCAACUCCAUCAAAUUCACAGUCCAAAAUCGCCUGUUUCUACGCGGAUUUCAGUUUGCAGAAAAGGAGAAUAAGACUUCGGAAUUCAGGAAUCCAAAAUAAUUACAGGAGAUUUAGGGUUACUUGUAAAGUAGAAGACGGUGAUAAACAAAGUAAUGGUGAAGAACCUCCUGAGUCUUUAUUUACGAAGGAACUAAGACGAAGAGGGAUGACUCCCACUUCUUUGCUUGAGGAAAAGAAUAAAGAUUCUGUGAGAGAGGAGAUAAAGUUUAGGGAAGAAGAUGGGGGUUGGGGUUACUCAAGAAGAAAUGGCAUCACAACAGGUGCAGAAACAAACCUGACCGGUCAAAGGGAAAAGUCCAUGGCACUUAAUAGUGAAGGUCUUGAGUACUUUGGAGCAGAAUUUGUUCACGAUGGAUGUGAUAAUCCAGCAUCUCCGCCCCCAUAUGUUGAUCCUUAUGAAUUACUUGAAGAAGAGAGGAUGUAUAAGACUGCUCCCCCUCUUAAUUGAAGGACUACGAGCUUCGUGUAUAGCAGCAUUUCCACUUCAUCAAAGAUUGAGUUUCUGUAAAUCUCCCAUGCAUGUCAAUCACCUUAUAACUGAAAUGUGUAAAAGCAUUACUCUCUCAUGUCGGACUUAAUAUAAAAUGUUAUUCUGGUUA